Molecule: messenger RNA, 1150 nt
Organism: Arachis duranensis
Lineage: Eukaryota; Viridiplantae; Streptophyta; Magnoliopsida; Fabales; Fabaceae
Exons: 2
Coding region: 524-1027 (167 amino acids)
Source: RefSeq, a predicted model, not a curated record
UUUGCAAACCUAAUUAUUGAAGUGUGUUAACCCAACCCCUGACGCCUUAAGGGCUUUUUACUUUCUCACCCUUGCAUCGCAUUCUCAUUCUCACUCUUCAACAAAUCCAUAUAAAGAUUAGAGAGUAGUCAUCUUUGCACUUUACUGGGAUCUGGGUCUCCUUUUAUUUCUCUCCGAAAGGCAAAGUAGACAUUGUCUUCCAUUCACAUCAAAAUAAGUACUACUAACUUCUUUUAUUUUUUUAAUAUAAUAGGCUUUGUGAUUUGUGAAGCUGUUAGUGUUCUCAAUCAUUGCGUUUUACAGACAAAUUCAUCCUCCAUGACCUGAUCCUUUACUUGUGCAGUUGUGCUAUUCGAAAAUACUCUCUCUCUCUCUCUCUCUCUCUCACACACACACACACACACACACACACACAUUGCUUCACAGUAUUACACUUGAGUCAUGCUAAAAUGGCACCAUGAGUUUUGCUCUUGAGAACACUGCUGCAAGUUAAGUUUUGAGAGUCAAAGUUUGUAUUUUUGCAAUGAGGGCGUGGAGGGUUCAUCCACCACAUGGCGUUUUGAAGUGGGUUUUAGUUUGGAUGAGUUUUUGUUUCAUUGUAUUCAAAGUUGGACCACCCUCCCAAUGGCGGUUGAAAGAUGCCACAACUGUUCAUUCUCCAUGUCCUCCAUGUGAAGAAUGCUUUUGCUCUCUGCCUGAGUAUCCCUUCAAUCCUUCGGACUGCGGUAAACAUGAUCCAGCUAUGAGCGAAGAAAUGCAUAAGGAUCCAGUGACCAUGCUCUCUGAGGAGAUAAAUUUGCAGAAAAUUGUAGCCAAUGAGAGCAUGGAACAUGCUAGAAGAUUAGUAAUGGAUGCAAGGAAAAGCAUAUCACAUUACCAAGAGGAAGCAGUAAAGUGCAACUUGGCGGUGGAAACUUGUGAAGAAGCAAGAGAGAGGGCAGAGACACAGCUCAUUCAAGAACGCAGGCUAACAGCUUUAUGGGAAAACAGAGCUCGUGAAUAUGGAUGGAAGGACACAACACGCUAAUGAACUUUUGCUAUCAUCACUAUUCAUUACUUAGCAAUUUAAUAUAUUAUGCUUAAGCUUCUUUUAUAAUAGUUUCUAAGUAGUAAACACUCAAAUUGCUCUCUAUAUAAAUUCCAUGUUACA